UGCAUUUCAUUGGCUUAGGGAGGCAUGAUGCCACGGGGCAGCCCUUUUUAAGAGAAAGCCAGGGCCCGCGGAGCAGCCAGCAACCCCUGAGCAGUGAGUUCUCUGUGCUGAGCGGUGGGACCGGAGCUGUGGUGAAGCAUCAUGAGCGAGAGACAAGCUGCUGGAGCAACCAACGGAAAAGACAAGACGUCUGGCGAAAACGAUGGGCAGAAGAAAGUUCAAGAAGAGUUUGACAUUGACAUGGACGCGCCCGAGACAGAACGUGCGGCUGUGGCCAUUCAGUCCCAGUUCAGAAAAUUCCAGAAGAAGAAGGCAGGGUCCCAGUCCUAGCAGGGGAGCCCCUUGCUAGUCUGCCGGGAGACACCGAGUUCAACCAUCAUCCGUCAAGCAAUGAAAGAAAACAUCCGCGAGAGCCAUCACCUGCACACAGCACACGCCCCGCAGCCCCACAUGCAUGUACAGAGCCCCUGACACUCACUCACGCCCUGUAGACGGUGUAGGCCAUGCCGCUGAGCAUGGCUUUAUCUCUGUGUUCAUCUCCAGUAUCAUUCCUCCUGCAACUGCUUUCCUUGGUGUUGUAAUAAAGUGGAGCUAAGAUGUGUGA
This is a messenger RNA of Myotis daubentonii (Daubenton's bat), 604 nucleotides long. It is a transcript of the gene PCP4, whose product is annotated as Purkinje cell protein 4. Gene Ontology annotation, molecular function: calmodulin binding; calcium ion binding. Lineage: Eukaryota; Metazoa; Chordata; Mammalia; Chiroptera; Vespertilionidae. Gene Ontology annotation, cellular component: cytoplasm. The record is from RefSeq and is a predicted model, not a curated record.